AUGGGGCCCGAAAUAUCAGACACAAGUGCCAAGCUAGAAGCCAUGUCGCAAGACCGCGAGGCCCUGCGGGCCGAGGUCGAGCAACUGCGGCGGCAGCUCGAGAGCAUACAGGAGACGCACGACCAGGAAGUGGCACAGCUCAAGACAGACCUCGGCGAGAGCGAGCAAGCCAAGGAACAUGCCGAGGCACAGUACCAGGCCUUGAUGGGGCGCCUCGAGAGGAUCAAGGAGACGCUGGGCGACCGGUUAAAGCGGGACAAGGCCGAGCUGGAGGAGGCCAAGGACCGCGUGGAGGAGCUCGAGACGCAGAACGAAGACCUGACGCGGGCAGCGCGCGCCGGCGAGGACGAGGCGGCCCGCCUGCGCGACGAGAUGCAGGAGCAGGGGCGCGAGCUAGCCAGCCUGCGCAGCCGGAACAACCUGUCGCAGCAAAACUGGCUCAAGGAGAAGGAAGACCUGGCGCGGCAGGUGCAGCAGCUCCGGGGUGAGCUCGAGUCGACCAGCGGCGCCAUGGGCGAGUGGGAGGUCAUCGCCAUGGAGGAGCGGUCGAUGCGCGAGAGCCUGGGCGAGAAGGUAGCCGACCUGGAGGAACAGCUGGCCGGCACGCGCGAGGCGUACGAGCGGGCCGCCCUCGAGCGCGACACGCAGUCGCAGGCCGUCGACGGCCUGCAGCGGGCGCUGCAAGAGAUCCAGGAAGCGCGCAAGCGGGAGCUGCGCGAGAUGGUCGAGUCCUCGGAGGAGCAGCUGCAGGCCAUGAAGAAGCGCGCCCAAGACGCCGACGCGCGAGCCGCCGACGCCGAAGCCGCUAGGGGGUCGCUCUCCAAAGAGCUCGAACGGACGGCGCCGUUCGAGAAGGAGGUCAAGGAAAAGAACCUCUUGAUCGGCAAGCUCCGGCACGAGGCAAUCGUCCUCAACGACCACCUCACGAAAGCCCUCAAGUACAUCAAAAAGACGAAGCCCGAGGAGACAAUCGACAGACAAAUCGUCACCAACCACUUUCUACACUUCCUCGCGCUCGACCGCUCGGACCCCCGGAAGUUCCAGAUCCUGCAGGUCAUCGCCGGGCUGCUCAACUGGACGGACGAGCAGCGGGAGCAGGCCGGGCUGGCCCGGCCCGGCGCCGCGGGCAACAUGCUGCGGCUGCCGUCGUCGCCCUUCCACCGCACGCCCAGCUCGCCCGCGCUCAACAACGACUUCUUCAGCGACGCGUCAGCCGCGCCCGGCGGCAAGGAGUCGCUCGCCGACCUCUGGGCCGGGUUCCUCGAACGCAGCGUCGAGGAGGCGGGCGCCGCAGGGGCCCCUCCCUCGCGAAAGGACAGCGUGUCCAGCGUGGCCACCACCACUACCACGGCGACUCGGCCCGAGACCAGGGGCCACAUCUAG
Messenger RNA from Lasiosphaeria miniovina, 1383 nucleotides. RefSeq lists its product as uncharacterized. NCBI's taxonomy places the organism in Eukaryota, Fungi, Ascomycota, Sordariomycetes, Sordariales, Lasiosphaeriaceae. Gene Ontology annotation, molecular function: small GTPase binding. Gene Ontology annotation, cellular component: Golgi apparatus. The coding region runs from base 1 to 1383 and encodes 460 amino acids. The record is from RefSeq and is a predicted model, not a curated record. Gene Ontology annotation, biological process: endoplasmic reticulum to Golgi vesicle-mediated transport; Golgi organization. The transcript is spliced from 2 exons.